AUGAACAAGCUGAAUGUUGAUUCGUCCAGGAACUCCCUCGCCCGCCCUACGAGCACUGCCACCGGCAAACGGCAAUCGGGACUUGAUCCUUCCACCAUCAAUGCAAUGUUUCCUGACGCCGCCGCAGCCAUUGCGACCGAGAAGGCCAAGUUCACCCAGCAGACGGGCAACCCUCCCUCGUCCAACCGCAACAGCGCUGUAGGUGAUUCUCGGCAGUCUAUGGCUGCUCCGACAAUCGCGGGCCCUGCCGACAACCAUGACUCCAAUGGUCAAAACCAGUGGACUGGAGGCGAUCAAUCGGUUCAGGGAUCUAGAGCUCCGGGUGGUCAAACCCCGAUGGGUCAGUUUGUCCAGCCGCCCCCGUCGAGUGGUUUGAGGUCUCCUCGCCCGCCUCAGAUCUCGGGCAACCAGAAUAUCCAAAACACCACUUUGACGACCAAUGACAAGCCGGCAGACCUCCCUCUCCUGUCCCCCUAUAACCCGAGUGGUGGUAACUGGGCGUCGAUGGUCAAUACUCCGCUCGUGGCGAAUUUCAACGCCAAUACUAGCGGUACGCAGGCCGACAUGGUCGCAAAUGCCACCGCGAUGAAACUAGCAGCUUUGUCGACCGUUAACAAUCGCUUCGCUCUUGAUGAUGUUCGCAAGUAUCGCCGUGCCCGAUCCAACGAUGCUCCAGGUGCUCCAGGCCAGCAGGGUUUGCCUCAGAAUGCGCAGAUUCCCAAUACCAACGUGGUCAUGAUCAACGAGCACGGCCAGGUGCUUAGUCGCGAGCAGAUGAUUGCUUUGCAGGCACAAAACAUGGGCUUCGGCCAACAUCGAUCUCGACCCAGCUCGCCUGGCAUUGCCAUGCAGCCCGGAGGCUUCGGGCCCAUGGCUUUCGCUUCUCCGCAGAACAAUGGGUUCCUCAGCGCCUAUGAUGGCGCCUCUCCUCUUCUCAACAACGGCAUCCCUUCAGUCAACGUGGGCCAGCUAGGUGUAGGAAACCACGAAGGUUACCUUUCAGACCACUCCGAUAUGGUCCGUGGCCGAUCUCCCCGAGGUCGUAGGGGUAGCUCAAAGCCGCCUGAAGACCCGACAGACCCGACCCUUCUUCAGGAUAUUCCCAGCUGGCUGAGGAGCUUACGGUUGCACAAGUACACUGAAAAUCUCAAAGACAUGAAGUGGCAUGAAUUGAUUGAGCUCGACGACAAGGCGUUGGAGGAUCGUGGAGUCAACGCCCUCGGAGCUAGGAGGAAGAUGCUCAAGGUUUUUGAGCAAGUGAAGGAGGCCAAAAAUGAUGACACAUUUAACCAUUCACGCGCCCACAGGCCCAGUGGCCUCAAUGUGUUGUUGGAUAGACAACAAGCAUAUCGCAUCGAGAAGGAGCGAUCAUGUCUUCGAGUGGCUACUCGCGUCGAUUGUUCGAUUCCCUGUGAAAAGGGGGUAUCGACAUACACCGACAAGAAAUUAAGAGUGCCAUUUGCUUCAGAGCUGUUGUGCACUUUCGGUUUCGGACACACUAGCCUGCCCAAAUCUUUCGGCUACAGCUCGUUGCCAACGGCAUGUCAAUCCGCCAAUUUCGGUCUGCGCGAUAAGACGAUUCGAAGGGACUGGGUGUUUGUCGACCACACAAGAAAGGUUGGUUAUUUCCCGCAGACUCAGCCAACCACAUCAUCUAUCGACAAGAUAAAUGCUCAGGUAGGAACCUUUCCGGCUCAUCGAAAUCGGAUUAUUCCGUCUAGCUCUGCCAUCAUGGAUUCAACAUGGAAAGAAGUCGAGGCUGCGAACCUCGAAGACAAUGCCCAUGUCGAUGACGACGAUGAUGAUCUUGUAUCGGAUGCCGAUUCAGAUGAGAUGGAGCUCCGAGGCGAUAUCGCCAAGUAUGAACAGUCUGUACGAGAGUUUCUCUCUUCACAUCACACUACUGGGGCCAGCGCUGGCGCUGGCAUUGAUGGCGAUGACGGAGGAUUGAGGAGGGCACCGCCGAUAUCAAGGAGCAAACAUGCUUCGCGCUCCAUCCGAGGUCCCAGAAAGGCUGCUGAGCCUAGAGGCGACAUCAAGCUUCGUCUUGCGGGAGUGAACCAGGCGUUUAUGAGUGGGAACUAUGCCCUCGCUCGGGAUCUUGUAUUCGAGAUCAUCAGAAUCAAUGCCGAAACUCAUCAGGCAUGGACCGUCCUAGCAUCCAUUUUCCGGGAAGAAGGCGCGAAUGACCAAGCGUUGAUGGCUAUGGUCAUUUCUGCUCAUCUGAGGCCCAAAGACUUCGCGGUGUGGAUGGAUUGUGCGUCCUUUGCCAUGAGCCUUGCCGAAGGCGGUCAGGAAGGCGCUCUCAAGACCGCCCUCAUGUGCUAUUCAUCUGCAAUCAAGGCUCAACCAACGAGCCUUGAAGCUAGACUAGGUAGAGCCGAAGCCAGUCACCGCCAGGGCUUCUUCUCCCAGGCUAUAACGGAGUUCACCUACGUCAUUGAGCGCCGCCCGCUGGACAUAGAUGUCGUUCGACGAUUGGCAGAAGCCUGCGCCGACUCUGGAGGCAUGGAAGAUGUCCAGAAGGCUGUCUCGGCUUACAAGACGUACUUCGCACAUGCACGAAGUAUUGAGCAGGAAGCAGGGGGGGAACUAUCAUGGCACGACAUCGGCAUUUAUGUGGAGCUCUUUGCCUGCGCUGGAGACUUCGCAAACGCCAUUGCAGAUCUCAAGUCGCUUUCACGCUGGCUGCUCGGACGACCAAACGACCAACUAUGGGAUGCUUGUUUCGAUGACAGGGAGUGGGAUCGCGAUCAUUCUCGCCGUGUCCAAAUCCCCUCUUUCGACCCUUCUGCCUACAAUAUGUACACCUAUGGCAUGGGAUUGCCUCUGGAAUUCAGGGCCCGUCUUGCUCUAUACCGGCUGAAGAUCCGAGACGACGAGGAAUCAGAUUGGCGCAAGAUGCCUCAGCAUUUACUGAUACCCUGCCAGCUCCAUCUACAGUGGCUAGAUCCAACUGAAUCUGCCACGGCUACCGCUAUCGAGGACUUUCCCUACCUUGUUCGAGAUAUUGCAGAUGAACUCUGCGCCGCCCAGCGCUACCAGGAGGCACUAGAUUACUACGAACUGCUGCGACAUUCUGUAUACGGGCAAGACGCGACCCUACUGCUUCAACUCGGCCGCUGCUACCUGAGGAAAUCCGACAACGUUGCGGCAGAAGACUGCUUUCUUGUGGCUAUUCAGGUCGACGAGACUAAUAUCGACGCCCGUUAUGAACUGGCUACGAUAUACGAAAAGGCAAAGGAAGAAGAGGAGGCUUACAUUCUCGUGACUGAAGCGAUUGCUCUUCAGGGCAUCAACGAUGAAGGGGGUUUGGCUAGCGACAGCCGUGGAGAUAUGCGUGGCAUUGGAAGUCACCGUUUAUCAGGAUCUCUAGCCUCCGGUUUGGCUGAUGGCGCCAAGUCACGGCGUAGACGGGAGUACAAGCGCCGACCUGCGAACAGCGGAAUUGUUCGCCCGAGAUAUCGCCCGAAGCGCCUGAUAGCUCCCGAUCAACGGAUGCAGGAGGAGCGAGCCCGGGCAGAUGAGCUCACAAGGCGAUACGAAGUUGUGCGCAGCCUAAAGAAGGAGAUUCAGGCAGGCGAUCACUCCCUAAUCCCAACGUGGAUGGCCGCUGCUGGCGAUCUUGUUGGCGAGUUUAGAUCCUUCAGAAAGUUCUAUCCUUGGGACAAAUACCUCAAGUUUCUUGGAGCCGCCAAUGAUGUUGUGUUCAGCGCUUCAUCCCGAACUCAGCCUGGCCUUUCUGAACUGGCCGAAAGAUUGUCCAAAAAUAUGGCACCAUCUCUGACGGAUGAGAGGAGGACGAACGUAACGUACGAGGACGACGGCUAUCGAGGCAUUCCUUUCGGCGAAUGGCUCGAACUAUUCCUUGACUACGCCAUCAGCCUUGCCCUCGAUAACCGUGCUGAAGAGGCCUACCAAGUUUGUGAAGCAGCUCGAGAUUCCAUCGUGUUCGUCAAUUCCAAGGAUUACAUGUUCUUAAUCCAUGUCGCAUGGGCGGCAUGCGCAAUAUAUCUUUCUGACGAAGAGAUGUGUGUAGCUGUCGCUAGAUUCUUUAUGAAGGUACGACAGCUAGACUCGGAUUCAUACCGCAUGUUCGCCGCAUUGUGCAGACUGUGCCAAUCACCGGCGUCAUGGUACAAUUCAGGACCUGCGCAAAAGUAUAUCUUACGCCAGAUCAAGAUCAUUGAUGCUUCUCACCUUGGUACGGCACAGGCAGAUAGGAACUAUGACGUCUCGGUCGGCGAUCGUACGAGUACUGGUGAGGCGAAACAGCUCGAUACUUGUUUACUGAUGCUUUAUGGGCAUAUUCUCUUUACUUCGACCAGCUACACCUUUGCACUGAAUUACUUCCUCAGGGCACGAACUCUGGAUCCACUGAACCCCAUGAUCAGUCUCAGCGUGGGGCUAGGAUACAUUCAUCAUGCUCUCAAGCGGCAGGCCGACAAUCGUCAAUAUCUCAUCAUGCAAGGGUUCGCCUGCGUAUUUGAAUUCUGCCAUUCUAAACUUUCUGGACCGCCGGAGGAGAAGAGAGAAGCCUUUUUUGGCGUGGCGAGGACUUUCCACAUGCUUGGUCUGCAUCAUUUGGCUCUGGAGUGGUAUCGAAAAGUUAUUGACGCGGAUGCUUCAGAUGGUGUUGAGCCACGAGGAAAUGCAAGCAGCCGAGAUGUGAUACUUAAUGCGGCAUACAACGAGUAUGCGCUCUUGAUCAGCAGUGGUAGUGUCGACGAGUUGGAGCAGUCUGUUCUACCUCGGCUGUGCCACGAGGACAAGUACAUUUCUCAAGACUGUAUGUUUGUGUUUCUACGCCGAUUGGCUUGGAUUUCGGGUUCUUUGAGUAGAAGAAUCCAAGACAUAAGAUGCCUUAUAGCAAUCAGCAACAACGAGUACCUAAUGCGCAAUGUGGCAUUCACGGCCACAAUGUGCCAAUAUUGGGGACAGAAAGGGAAGGUGGGGGCUUUUUCGCAUUUUGAGCUGGAAAUUUUUGCGCUAAUCCAUUCCAGGCACCUUCUCCAAUCAACCUCUUCUCCCCUGCUGGCCUACUCAAAUCACCCCGCCCUAGGCCCGAUUGGGCUGCCCCUCGUCCAGGUUUCCCCCUCAUACGGUGGAGGUGCAGCAAAGAAACUUUUCACGUCACUGAGUCGCCCGAAAAGUGAAUCAUCGUCCAUCCUACCCUUCCUCUCAGUAUCUUCGGCCCUUCUAACGUCUAGUGCUCAUACCUGGACGUUUGAUUACGCGCUGCACGUCCCUCUGUGCUGCUUCUCGUUCUCAAUUACGCCCCCCAGCAUGACUUCGGCCGAUAGUGUGCGCGUUUUGCUCAUUGGCAACGGUGGCCGUGAGCAUGCGCUUGCGUGGAAGCUCAGCCAGUCACCUCGUGUCGUCUCCAUCCUUGCGGUUCCGGGCAAUGGAGGUACCGCCACCUGUCCCAAGACCACCAAUGUGGAGGAUAUCGCCGCCGACGAUUAUCCCGCGCUCGUCCAGCUUGCGAAGGCCCAAUCUGUCAACCUAGUCGUUCCUGGCCCCGAGGCUCCUCUUGUCGACGGAGUUGAGGCUUACUUCCGUGCCGCCGGCAUUCCUUGUUUCGGACCUUCCAAGGAAGCAGCACAGAUGGAGGGAAGCAAGACGUUCUCAAAGGACUUCAUGAAAGAGUACAAUAUUCCUACCGCCGCCUACGAGAAUUUCUCCGAUUACGGAAGAGCCGUUGCCUACAUCGAACAAGUAUCCCACAACGUCGUCAUCAAAGCCACCGGUCUCGCUGCGGGCAAGGGCGUCAUCAUCCCCACAACCAAGCAGGAGGCCAAGGAAGCUCUCAAGCAGAUCAUGGUGGACAAGGCCUUCGGGUCCGCUGGUGACGAGGUCGUCAUUGAAGAGUUCUUGACCGGCGACGAGUUGAGCAUCCUUACCUUUAGCGACGGCACUCAUACUCUGUCUCUUCCUCCCGCUCAAGACCACAAGAGAAUCGGAGAUGGAGACCAAGGUCCCAACACUGGGGGUAUGGGUUGCUACGCUCCGACGACCAUUGCUACCAAGGAGCUCAUCCGCCAGAUCGAUGAGGAUGUGAUCCAGCCCACUAUCACCGGAAUGCGUAAGGCGGGUUAUCCCUUCCGCGGCAUUCUUUUCACCGGCCUCAUGAUCACCAGCCAAGGCCCCAAGGUGCUCGAGUACAACGUCAGAUUCGGCGACCCCGAGACACAAACUGUGCUUCCGCUCCUCUCUUCUGAAACGGAUCUUGCCGAGAUCAUGAUGGCUUGCACGGCUCACGAGGCCCGCCUUGACUGUGUCGAUAUCAAGAUUGAGGACAAGUAUAGUGCCACUGUAGUCGUUGCUGCCGGUGGCUACCCUGGUUCUUAUGAAAAGGGAACGCCCAUGGUGGUCAACCAGUCAACGUCACCGGAUAUCACUGUCUUCCAUGCAGGAACCAAGCUAUCCCCACAGGGCCAACUGCAGACUUCAGGUGGCCGUGUAAUUGCAGUCAACGCUACUGCCGACUCCCUGGAAGCCGCCGUGAAGAAGGCGUAUGAGCAAGGUCUCACGCUCAUCAGUUUCGACAAGAUGUACUACCGCAAAGACAUUGCCCAUCGCGCCUUCCGGUCACAGCAGGGAAAGGAAGCUCUGACAUAUGCUGGAGCCGGUGUUAGCGUCGACGCGGGCAAUGAGUUUGUUGAGAGAAUCAAGAAGGCGGUACGCGCCACCAAACAGCCGGGAGCUGAUGCCGAGAUUGGAGGUUUUGGUGGUGAGCUUGACUUGGCCAAGUGCGGCCUUCAGCUGAAGGAUGGCGAACUUCCCGUGAUUGUCGGUGCUAUUGACGGUGUCGGCACCAAGCUCAUGAUCGCUCAGCAAAUGGGAAAGCAUGACACUGUGGGCAUCGAUUUGGUAGCCAUGAAUGUCAAUGAUCUUGUCGUCCAGGGCGCCAGGCCCCUGAUGUUCUUGGACUACUACGGUUGCAGCAAACUGGAGAUGAGCACGGCUGCUGCCUUCGUCGAAGGCGUAGCAGCAGGCUGCAUCGACGCCGGGUGUACACUUGUCGGCGGCGAGACUGCUGAAAUGCCUGGCAUGUACCAAAAGGAUGAUUACGAUGCUGCAGGAUGCGCGGUUGGCGUCAUGGUCAACAGCCAAAGACUGCCACGACAAGAUGACAUGGUCGCUGGAGAUGUGCUGCUGGGCCUGGCCUCAAGUGGUGUUCACUCCAACGGUUUUUCCUUGGUCCGCCGCAUUCUGGAACGCGAAGGCCUGGCAUACACUGACCCUGCUCCGUGGGAUGCUGGCAAGACGGUGGGCGAGAGCCUGCUGACACCUACCAAGAUCUAUGUCAAGAGUUUGCGCGGUGUCAUUGAAAAUCGCCUCGUCAAGGGCUUGGCUCAUAUCACCGGAGGUGGCUUGAUUGACAACGUUCCUCGCAUGUUGCCGGAGCGUCUUGCUGCUGAGAUUGAUUUGACCAGCUGGGAAAUGCCCGCUGUCUUCAAAUGGCUGAAGACGGGCGGUAACGUGGAACCAUACCAGAUGGUUCGCACCUUCAAUACUGGUGUGGGAAUGGUGGCUGCGGUAGAUGCGGCCAACGUUGAUGCUACCGUGGCAGCUCUCGAAGCUGCCGGUGAGAAGGUCCUGAGAUUGGGACAUCUGGUGCACAGGGCUGGCAACGAGGCACACUGCAGAGUACUUAACCUGGACACUUGGACGUCGUAG
Molecule: messenger RNA, 7683 nt
Organism: Colletotrichum lupini
Lineage: Eukaryota; Fungi; Ascomycota; Sordariomycetes; Glomerellales; Glomerellaceae
Product: RNA polymerase III transcription factor tfiiic
Exons: 17
Coding region: 1-7683 (2560 amino acids)
Biological process (GO): 'de novo' IMP biosynthetic process; regulation of mRNA stability; adenine biosynthetic process
Cellular component (GO): cytosol
Molecular function (GO): metal ion binding; ATP binding; phosphoribosylamine-glycine ligase activity
Source: RefSeq, a predicted model, not a curated record